This is a messenger RNA of Pogoniulus pusillus (Red-fronted tinkerbird), 2983 nucleotides long. RefSeq names its product hyaluronan mediated motility receptor (gene HMMR). Lineage: Eukaryota; Metazoa; Chordata; Aves; Piciformes; Lybiidae. The record is from RefSeq and is a predicted model, not a curated record. Gene Ontology annotation, cellular component: membrane. Gene Ontology annotation, molecular function: hyaluronic acid binding. The transcript has 17 exons. Bases 57 to 2168 code for a protein of 703 amino acids.
GUGGCGGCCGUUGGAGGCUUUGAACGCCCGGGCGGCCGCGGUGCGUGUUCGCUGCCAUGGCCUCCUGCAGCGCCCCGCUCAGCCGCUUCGACCGCAGCUCCGGUGAGCCAAAUAUGAACAAUGAUAAGAGUGUAACUACUCCUGGAACUGUAAGGAGAUGUGCAUCCGUCGGGUUAACACCAGCUAAUGGGAUCCGGAAGUCUACAAAAGAUCUUUUGCUUAUGAAAGAGAAAAAGAAACAGAAGGCACUGGAGAAGGAGAUUCGUGCACUACUGAGGGAGCGUGGAGAGCAGGAUAAAAAACUUACUGCUCUGGAUGAGGAUUUUGUUAAGAUUGAAGCCAAGCUGAGUGCUGCAGUUCAAGAGAAAACAUCUCUUUUGGCAAAUGUUGCAUGCCUGAAAAAACAGCUUCUGGAAUUAACGAGAACCAAUGAAGUUCUGAAGUCAAAGCUAUCCGAAGAUGGUGUGCAGAAGAAAAUGAGCAGCUUGUGCAUGGAAUUAAUGAAGCUGAGAAACAAGAGAGAUGCUAAGGAAAAGACUGCACUUGCAAAACAGGAAAACAUGGAAAUGAAGCUGCAGGAAGUGCAAAGGAAUCUUGAGCAUUCCAAAGGAAAAGUAGCACAGUUACAAGAAAAACUGUCUGCUACUGAGAGAGAAAAAGUCGAGGAAAAAUCUGACACUGAAAAACUUUUGGAAUAUAUCACAGAGCUCAGCAGUGUUGCAGACACAGUCGAGAAAUACAAACUAGAUGUUGCCCAGAUGGAGAAAACUCUGCUACAGAAAGACCAAGAUAUUAAGAUCCUGAAGGAAACCCUCAAAACAAAAGAGGAAGAAUCAUUUAAACUGACACAAGAACUUAAUGAAAGAUGUCAAAUGCUUCAACAAGAAACAGAGAAAGAGUUGUCUGAGAUCAGAGGAAAAUUUCAGAGGAUGAAUACCGAAAUGGAAGACCUGAAAAAAGUAAUUGACAUAAAAGAACAACAACACCAAGACCUGCUUUUGAAACAUGACAACGUUAUUUCUCAACUGCAGCAAGAGAAGGAGUCAUCUGUGUUAAUGCAGCAGAAGUUACAAGAGUUUCAAGAUGAGGUAACAAGUGAGAGACGUCUUCUUGAAGAAGAGCUGAAUGACACAAUGAAUGAGAUCAAUAAACUACAUCUUAAGGAGAAGAAAGCUGAAAAGUUUGUGAAGCAGCUGGAACAAGAAAUCCAGUCUCAAGCUCUUGAACUUGCACAGAUGGAUGAGAAGUUAAAAAGGAAGAAUGAGGAGUUGGAGCAAAUCAACAAAACACAUAGCAAGGAGUUGGAGCAAAUCAACAAAACACACAGCAAUGUUGUCUUGCAGAUCCAAGAAGAGCAUAGCAAUAUGUUGUGUAAACUUGGGCAGACUGUUGCUGAGUUUGAAAGUUACAAGAAGACAGUAGCUGAAGAAAUAAGCCAUCUUAAACUGGAGAACACCUCUCUGAAAGAAGAAGUUACCAACCUAAAAAAUAAAGGCCAAGAUAACCUACAGCAGCUUCAGGAAGCAGAAAACACUAAAAAUAAAGCAAAAGAGGAAUGUGCAAGGAUGGUUUUGGAAGUCCAGACAAAGCUUGCACUAAAAGAAGCAGAAGUGGAGAGAAAAGAGUCUUGUCUUGCACAAAUGACUGAACUUCAGGAAAAACUGAAAGCAGAAACUGAAGAUCUGAAAAGAAAACUUGAAGUGGAAAGCUCGAGGAAAAACAUAAAUGAAGAUGUGAGCUCUAGCUUAAAAGAAGAGAUAAAGACCUGGCGUAAUCUGUAUGAGGACUUGCAUAACAAAACUAAGCCUUUUCAGCAACAACUAGAUGCAUUUGAAGCAGAGAAAAAUGCUCUCUUAAAUGAGCAUGGUGCAGCCCAAGAAGAACUGAAUAAACUAAGUGAUGCAUAUGCUAAACUACUUGGCCACCAGAACCAGAAGCAAAAAAUCAAGCAUGUUAUGAAACUGAAGGAAGAGAAUACUCACCUGAAGGAGGAUGUCUCAAAACUGCGUACAUUGCUAGCAAAAGAAAAGCAAACCACCAGAGAUCUUCAGGAGCAAUUAUCUGCAAUUCAGGGCAUCAGACGUUUUCAUCCUUCCAAAGCUUUCCAGCAUGAUCGCAAAGAAAACAUUCCUCCAAAAACUCCUUUUAAAGAAGGUAAUCGCCAAUAGAUGUACACAAGACUUGAACAGGCUCCAUGGGGAACUUGGAUGCUGUAUAUAGUACAGUUUAGUAGGAAUAGUAGAGAAAUGGUCCAUAAUGGUUUGUUUUUAGGGAAAACUCUGCUUGGUUCUACACUUAGUGAGAAGCCAUAGCUUCUAUAUAUGUCCUAGAUUCCUGCUAACUCUUGCACUCAACUGCCAGAAUUAUGCAGGUUUUCACCUUUUUUAUGCUGAAGCUGCCUAGUUUGUUUUUGACAGAGCAACUGAAGUUUAGAAGAGGUAAGUCCAGGAGAACGAGGGUAAGAUGAAAUCUGAUUUUAAGUUAAAUUAAUUUUGCCCUUCAUGGUUACUUCAACAGCAAUGGCAGUAAUCCUGCCAAGAGACCCUUUUUCAGCUAUGGCCUAGAUAAUACAGAACAAAGGCAGAGAACUGGACUGUACAGUUUUUAUAUUCUUAAUGGGAUCUAUAUUCAGCACAUGCUAAUUUAAAUCCUGGGGCUGGAUAGUGUAGUGCCUUUUUCAAAAGCAGAUUUUCAGCUCAAGCUCAAAUUGUCUAAAUUUACCUACCUGUCUGCAUUAAGAGAAAUGUCCAAUUUAAAAAUGCUGUGCUCCCUGGAGGCUUGAAUUGUCCUAAUAUCUUUGAUCAAUUACAGCAGCUGCUUAUAAUGCUUGGUGGAGGAGAGCAGCAGAACUUGUCUUAAGGGGGUGGGAAGAUACUCACUAUCCACACAUUUACCGUGGAGACUUCAGUUUUGGCAAAGUGAAAUGAAUUUGUUUGUAUCUAAAAUUAAGAACAUUUUAACACAAUAAACAUUUUUAAUUAAA